AUGGAUGAUUUUAGUGUUUAUGGUGACUCAUUUGAUCGCUGCCUUCAUAAUCUCACUUUGGUACUCCAGCGGUGUAUUGAAACUAACCUUGUGCUUAAUUGGGAAAAAUGUCAUUUUAUGGUAAACCAAGGUAUAGUUUUGGGUCAUGUGAUUUCAGUCAAGGGAAUAGAGGUCGAUAAGGCAAAGAUUGAUUUAAUUCGUUCUCUACCAUCUCCGACUAGUGUGAAAGAAGUGAGAUCAUUCCUUGGGCAUGCUGGGUUCUAUCGGAGAUUUAUAAAGGAUUUCUCUAAAAUUUCCACACCAUUAUGCAACCUUCUCCAAAAAGAUGUAAAGUUCGAGUUUAAUGAAAAGUGUUUAGUGGCUUUCAACUUAUUAAAAGAGUCUCUGACUACAGCUUCUAUAAUUCAGCCACCGAAUUGGGAGCUACCAUUUGAACUCAUGUGUGAUGCAAGUGACUAUGCCGUGGGUGCUGUUCUUGGGCAGCGAGUUGACAAGCUCCCUCAUGUUAUAUAUUAUGCUUCUCGCACUCUUAAUGAUGCUCAACUGAAUUAUUCCACCAUUGAAAAAGAGCUCUUGGCGGUCAUUUUUGCCUUGGAAAAGUUUCGGUCAUACUUGAUUGGAACUAAAGUGAUUGUGUAUACCGACCAUGCUGCUCUUCGCUAUUUAUUGGCAAAGAAAGAAGCCAAGCCUCGGCUGAUCCAGUGGAUUCUACUUCUUCAAGAGUUCGAUUUGGAGAUAAAAGAUAAAAAGGGUUCUGAGAAUAGGGUGGCGGAUCACUUGAGUCGCCUUAUUCGAGAUGAAGAUAGUUUGCCCAUAGAAGAAAAAUUUCCGGAUGAGCAACUCCUCGCCAUGCAAGAAGUUAUUCCUUGGUGUGUACCUGAAUCUGAAUUUCGUUCCAUCCUUGCUUUUUGUCAUGCUUAUGCUUGUGGUGGACACUUUGGACCUAAGAGAACAGCUCGUAAGAUAUUUGACAACGAUUUCUAUUGGCCCACAAUUUUCAAAGAUUCUUAUGCUUACUGUAAGGGUAUGGAUUUCAUGGGACCGUUCCCAUCCUCUUUUGGCUAUGAGUAUAUUCUAUUGGCAGUAGACUACGUGUCUAAAUGGGUGGAAGCAAUUGCAACUAGAACGGAUAAUUCAAAAACAAUAGUGGAUUUCAUUCGCUCCAACAUUUUUGUGCAUUUUGCCAACGGGCAAGAGGAGGUUUCUAAUCGUGAAAUCAAAUUGAUUCUUGAGAAAAUAGUAAAUCCAAACCGGAAAGAUUGGAGUACAAGGCUUGAUGAUGCCUUGUGGGCGUAUCGUACGGCAUAUAAAACACCUAUCGGUAUGUCACCUUAUCGGUUGGUGUAUGGGAAGCCUUGCCAUCUACUGGUGGAGCUAGAGCAUAAGGCGUGGUGGGCUGUAAAGAAGUGUAACAUGGACAUGGUUGCUGUAGGACAACAAAGAAUGCUUCAAUUGCAUGAGUUAGAAGAAAUACGCAAUGAAGCAUAUGAGAGUUCGAGAAUCUACAAGGAGAAAACCAAAGCUUUUCAUGACAAACAUAUUCUUCGGAAGAGUUUUGUGGAAGGUCAAAAAGUUCUCAUGUAUCACUCUCGCCUUAAACUCUUUCCUGGGACGUUGAAGUCUCGCUGGUUAGGUCCGUUCAUUGUUACUAAGGUUUUUCCUCAUGGAGCGGUAGAAGUUGUAAGUCCAAGUACCGGAAAGUCAUUCAAGGUGAAUGGUCAGAGAUUAAAGCCAUAUUAUGAAUCAAUGGAGGAAGAACAAGCUGCGGUGAUUCACCUCAUUGACCCGAUAUAUGUUGAUGAAUGA
Humulus lupulus (European hop) is the source of this 1806-nucleotide messenger RNA. RefSeq lists its product as uncharacterized. Lineage: Eukaryota; Viridiplantae; Streptophyta; Magnoliopsida; Rosales; Cannabaceae. The record is from RefSeq and is a predicted model, not a curated record. The transcript has 4 exons. Gene Ontology annotation, molecular function: nucleic acid binding. Bases 1 to 1806 code for a protein of 601 amino acids.